Molecule: messenger RNA, 3003 nt
Organism: Toxotes jaculatrix (banded archerfish)
Lineage: Eukaryota; Metazoa; Chordata; Actinopteri; Toxotidae
Product: tRNA-dihydrouridine(20a/20b) synthase [NAD(P)+]-like
Exons: 13
Coding region: 252-1664 (470 amino acids)
Biological process (GO): tRNA processing
Molecular function (GO): tRNA dihydrouridine synthase activity; flavin adenine dinucleotide binding
Source: RefSeq, a predicted model, not a curated record
GCCCACAGUUUUUACCCGCAUGGUGGACAGAAGCAGCGUAGUUUUAAUGUUGUUCCGAAGUAAACCCAGCUAUAUUUAUGUAUCAGCAUGCGACAGUCUGCGGUUUUAGAUUGUGUAACCAGUUUGUGUUUGUCUUUGAAACAAUGAAAUAGACGCCAGACGACAGAAUCCAUCCUCAAACCCUGCUCUACUCGUGGAUAUUGUGCUGGUUAGCUUGUUGUGCUAACUCGCUAUCAGUGCUACUUGAGAAGAUGAAGACCUGUAAUGGAAACACCAGUAUAAUGGACAUGUUUGAAAAGGGAAAAGUCCUGAAAAUAUGUGCUCCUAUGGUUCGAUAUUCAAAGCUUGCAUUCAGGUCCUUGGUGAGGAAAUACGACUGUGACAUCUGCUUCACCCCAAUGAUAGUUGCUGCUGACUUCAUGCGAUCUGUCAAAGCCAGAGACAGUGAAUUCACUACCAAUGAGCGUGAUCGGCCCCUGAUAGUGCAGUUUGCUGCCCAUGAUGCCCAGACUCUGGCUGAUGCAGCCUGUGUUGUUGCACCUUUCUCAGAUGGAGUUGACCUCAACUGUGGCUGUCCCCAGAGAUGGGCUAUGUCAGCUGGGUAUGGUGCUUGCCUCAUCAACAAGCCUGAACUUGUGAAAGACAUGGUCAGACAUGUCAGAAACCAAGUGGACAAUUCAAACUAUACAGCGUCCAUCAAAAUAAGAAUUCACAAGGACCUGAGGCGGACAGUGGAUCUCUGCCAGAAAGCUGAAUCAGCUGGUGUGUCAUGGAUUACGGUCCACGGCCGUACAACAGAAGAACGCCACCAACCAGUCCAUUAUGACGCCAUAAAGACAAUCAAAGACAGCGUGUCUGUGCCUGUCAUUGCCAAUGGGGACAUAAAGUACCUCCGUGAUGUGGAGUCCACUCACCAGCUUACUGGUGUCGACGAAGUGAAAAAAAAGAUGACGUUGCAAUGGACUGCUGUGGCCCUCUUUCUCUAUGUGGAGAUUGGCAUCCUUGUCAUCCUCUGCUUACCAUUCAUCUCUGCCAGGAGGUGGCGGAUUGUUUUCCAGCUGAGGAUCUGGAACUUCAUGUCGAUGUUCUGGAACAAAGUGUUUCUCACUAUGAUCAUAGUACUCAUUGUUCUCUUCCUUGAUGCUGUUCGUGAAGUGAGAAAGUAUUCUGGGAAAGAACUCGGCACAGAUGCCAAGCUGCAACCGAACAUGUUUGACCACCUGCACAUGAAGCUUUUUAGAGCCCAGAGGAACCUCUACAUCUCUGGCUUUGCUGUCUUCCUCUGGCUGGUUAUGAAGCGAGUGAUCACCUUGAUUAACCAGCUGGCAGAAAUGCAUGGGACUACUGCUGCUCUUCAGGCACAGGCUGACAAUGCUAACCAGGCUGCCAAGAAAUACAUGGAGGACAAUGACCUGCUGAAACAGACUCUGAUGAAAGGGAAGGGUGAUAAGGCUACUUCAGAGGGCAUGGAGCUGUUGAGAAAGGAGGUGGAGAGACUGAAAGAAGAACUGAAGACCGCAGGAGAUGCCCUGAAGAAGUCCCAGUCAGAGGUAGAUGUCAUGAAGAAGCAGACGGACGGCCUCGCCAGGGAGUACGACAGACUGUUGAAAGAACAUCAGGAGCUCCAGAAUCUUCAAGAUAGUGGAAGCAAAAAGGAUGACUAGUUGUUGUAAAAUGUUUAAAAGGUUGAAGUGUUUGCACAGCAACUUAGCCCAGUUGCGAGAAAACCACGGCAACAAAUGCUUUACCUUCAUGUAUUAUACUCAUCUUACACCGUGUGUCACAAUGCAUGUCACAAAGCCAGAAUUGGCUCCUUGGAAGUACAGACGUUUGGCUGAUAUCAGUAAUGGUUUUAAAGCAUGGAGGUGAAUUUAUAUUAGGGCUCCAGACUGGUUUAAAUGAAAUGAGUAAUAUUUGAUGGUUUCCUGUUACUGCCUGGUGCAGUGUGACUAAGAGGGUUGCUUUUUCAAGUGCACACACUAUCAGGCAGAUUAAUUGUACAAGGUAAUUGGAAAAAAAUUCAGUCAGUAAUCAACCCAGAGCACUUAAUAUGUUAAAGAAAUAUGCAACUAGGGCAGGUGUUGUUUUGUGGUUGUCUGGGCCCGGUGCGUAGCAAAGAGUGCACGAUUUGUCAAAUGCUAGAGCUCUCUAUUGAUGUGGCAGCCAGCCUUGAAUGUAUUUUGAUACUAAAGAUUUGUUAUGUAUGUACUUCUGCGUGUAGACGGGACAGCUGCUGUCCCCACUUUGAGCUUAAAUUCGGUCAUGUAAAUUCUGUCUGUGCUCGCAUGGCUCAUCUUCAGGUUUUUAUUAUGCUCUAGUUAGUGUUCUGUACUUUUUGUAACCUGAGUAGUUGUGGUAGAUGCUAACGGUUUGACAGCAUCCAGCACCCAAAUGUUUUUUUUUUUUCUAUUGGUUUCCUGCUUUAUUUAAAUUUGCAAAUGCUGAUGAAACUUUUCCGUAACAUAUCUGUGGAUAUAAAUAAAACAGAAUAUCUGUAGGGAUAGAAAAUUGAAUUCAUCCAUUUCUGAUCUUAUCUGUUAGACUUUAAAUAGAUUUAUGUUUCUGGGCCACAGAAGGUCCGGCUUCCGUUAUGCUGUAUUUGCUGGACUGCGAGUUUAAAGUGUUUAUUUUUGGGUUAGAGAACCACUUGUUCUGUGUGAAAAGGGGCUGUCUUACAUUUCUGUUAUUCAAACAGAGCCAUGUCACUGUGAAAGAGGAGCUGACAUUGUGCAACUAGAUGCUUCAGUGUUUCCCAGUUUUUUAAUGGUAGAGCGAUUAUUGCAUGGGUUUACUGAAUUUUCUUUUUCAGGUCAUAGAAUUUAAAAAUGCCUCUUCCAGUUGUGUUGUUAUACUUCUGUUAUAGACAGAAAUCAGAAUGAAGUGCCUUGUAGGUGGAUGCAGUACAGUUUGUUUAAUAAAGAUCUGUUUCUUUAUCUUGGGUCUUGUUUAGAGCCUAAGCAUGUACUUAAUGAAACACCUUGAAUAAAUAACACCAACACAUCA